This is a messenger RNA of Melampsora larici-populina 98AG31, 699 nucleotides long. RefSeq lists its product as uncharacterized. The transcript has 4 exons. The record is from RefSeq and is a predicted model, not a curated record. NCBI's taxonomy places the organism in Eukaryota, Fungi, Basidiomycota, Pucciniomycetes, Pucciniales, Melampsoraceae. The coding region runs from base 1 to 699 and encodes 232 amino acids.
AUGUUGUUCCCUCCUCGUCCCCGGUGGUGGGAGCACCCCACACCCAAAGAGCUCACUUGGUUCAACAACCUUGAUCCACGCUCGAAAUCUGAAAUCUUCAGAUGGGAUAUAAACCACAAAUCCCACCCGUCCAUUCGUGCCGGAAUGGACCAGUGCCUCGAUUGUGCCGAGUUUGGCCACGUAAGACCAUGUAUCAGCACCAAUCCCUUCCCUCAUGCACCGCCUUACGGAGAUUGGCGCCGAUCGAUCAACGGAAAGACCUACACAAAGUGCAAGUUGCGCAUGACAGACGCAGAGCUUGCAGCUCUGGCUACCGAAGAAGCGCUGGAAGCACCUUUGAACCUGUCGUCGGACGAUCUCGACCUCCUCCGCUCCAUUGAGGAAGCUGCCGGCUGUAUCCCAGCCUCAAAUCAAUCUGCCUCCAGUCAACCUACCACCGAGGCGACAGCUCCCACCAAGGCGAGCCAAGCUCCUGCCGAGGCGCCCGAAGCUGCCUUCGACACCACACAAGGAACCUCUCAGAACGAAAACCACCCCGUUUACAUAGACUUAACUUUGGACGAAGAAGGAGCGGCGACGGCUAUUCAAGAACAUGCCAUCUCGAUGCCUAAUCACCACGUCGGCAUAGGUCGUGAGUCUUAUAAUAUUGCUCUCGCAGAAUUUUACUUACACCAUACUUUCUGUCAUUUAUUGGGCUAG